This is a messenger RNA of Hemicordylus capensis (graceful crag lizard), 1140 nucleotides long. Its product is annotated as olfactory receptor 10Q1-like. Gene Ontology annotation, cellular component: membrane. Gene Ontology annotation, molecular function: G protein-coupled receptor activity; olfactory receptor activity. The transcript has 2 exons. The record is from RefSeq and is a predicted model, not a curated record. Lineage: Eukaryota; Metazoa; Chordata; Lepidosauria; Squamata; Cordylidae. Gene Ontology annotation, biological process: G protein-coupled receptor signaling pathway. The coding region runs from base 83 to 1045 and encodes 320 amino acids.
GGAGGAAUGAAUUCAAAGAAAUGAGCCCUCUCAUUGCUGGAGCAACAGCCUGUUAAGAUGACCAUUAUGUGAAAGGAUUCUGAUGAAGCGGAAUGAUUGGAAUCACAGCAACACCACUGGAGAAUUCAUCAUGCUUGGCUUUUCUAAUCUGCCAGAGUAUGAGGUUCCUCUCUUCUGGGUAUUUCUGGCUAUGUAUCUGGUCACUCUUUCAGGGCACUUGACUAUUGUGGCUGUGACUUUGGCUGACCCCAUUCUCCACACCCCUAUGUAUUUUUUCCUGCGCAACCUCUCCUCCAUUGAGAUUUGUUACACAUUGGUCAUUGUGCCAAAGAUGUUGGCUAACUUCUUGGCUAAGAGCCAGAAUAUCUCAUUACCUGAAUGUGCAGUACAAAUGUAUUUGUUCAUUGCUUUGGGCACCUCAGAAUGUUUCUUGCUGACUGUGAUGGCCUAUGACAGAUAUGUGGCCAUCUGCAAUCCAUUACGCUAUACCCUUAUCAUGAGCCGGGCACUCUGUCUCCAGCUAGUGGUGGUGGUCUAUACCACUGGUUUCAUCCUCUCACUGGGAAUCACCGUACUGAUUUUCAGGUUGCCCUUCUGCAGUUCUCAUGAAAUCAACCACUUCUUCUGUGACAUCCCACCCGUCUUGUUCCUGGCUUGUAGCGACACCCACACUGAUGAAAUUUUGGUCUUUGUUGCAUGUUUGUUGGCUCUUCUGGUCCCCUUCCUGUUGAUUCUGAUUUCCUAUGUGUUCAUUACCAACUCCAUCCUGAGGAUCAAAGGCUCUGAAGGCAGAAAAAAGGCCUUCUCCACUUGUGCUGCUCAUCUGGUCGUGGCAGUUCUUCACUACGGUUGUGCCAUUUUCAUCUACAUUCGGCCAAAGGCCAGCUACUCCUUGGAUAAAGACAAGGUGGUCUCUCUGAUCUACACCAAUGUCACACCCAUGCUGUAUCCCAUGAUUUAUAGCCUCAGGAACAAGGAAGUCAAGGGAUCUUUGAGGAAGGUCAUGAGGAGAAAGGUCUCAUUUAAAAAAAAAGUGAACUUUUGACCAUGGGGCUGGAUGACUCGAGUGGUGAAAAAUGGUCAAAAGCUCAUUUAAAAAAGAGAGAGAGAGAGAGAGAGAGAGAGAGAGAGAGAGAGAGA